Micropterus dolomieu (smallmouth bass) is the source of this 1652-nucleotide messenger RNA. Its product is annotated as probable dual specificity protein phosphatase DDB_G0281963. The transcript has 5 exons. Gene Ontology annotation, molecular function: MAP kinase tyrosine/serine/threonine phosphatase activity; protein tyrosine/threonine phosphatase activity. Gene Ontology annotation, cellular component: cytoplasm. Lineage: Eukaryota; Metazoa; Chordata; Actinopteri; Centrarchiformes; Centrarchidae. Gene Ontology annotation, biological process: protein dephosphorylation; negative regulation of MAPK cascade. The coding region runs from base 145 to 1350 and encodes 401 amino acids. The record is from RefSeq and is a predicted model, not a curated record.
CAAGAUCUAUUGUUGGAACGAGGAUGAGCUCAUCGUUUAGAAGCCAGUUUCAGAGCAGAGCGAGGACGCAGCAGCAGCAGCAGUGGACAAACAGUCUGCAAACCUUUGAGCUUCAGGAAGAGGACGAGAAGGGACACUUCUAGUAUGGUUUGGUCCCGGGAGAGAGAGGCGGAGCGGCCUCCACUGUCCGUCAUCCUGCCGCGGCUCUACCUUGGAGCGGAGAGCGACGUGACGCAGGACCGGCUGGCCUCUCUGGGUAUCUCCUACGUUCUGAGCGUGAGCCGCUGCAGCCCCCAGCCCUCCUUCCUGCCUUGCUCCAGAUAUCUUCGCAUCCCCAUUGACGACUCCCUGUGGGAUGACCUGCUGCCCUGGAUCCCACAGGCUCUGCAUUUCAUCGAUGCAGCCAUGUCCUCUGGGGCCUCUGUGUUGGUUCACUGUGCAGCGGGAAUCUCUCGCUCCCCGGCUCUGGCUGUAGCCUACAUCAUGUACAGCUUGGGAAUGGACCUGGACCACGCCUACAGGUUUGUGAAAGAGCGUCGGCCCUCCAUUUCCCCAAACUUCAACUUCCUGGGUCAGCUGCAGCAUUUUCAGGGCACUCUGAACCAGAAGGCCUCUGGUGGCGACCUCCUCACCCAGCAGCUGGACAAUCGCCUGCCGUCCAUCAAUGACAGAGUUAACCACAUACACACCAGUCAGAACGUCAAUUAUCAGGCGGACAGCUUCACCGGCGACUCAGCAGAGGUCAAGCAGGCCCACAGAGAGAAUUUCUACCACACAGACAAAACACAGCAGCAACACUCACACUCAGAUGGAAGUGGAAACCUGUCGGGGAGACUUCGGACUCUACAUUUGACUCUCAAUCAAAACCAGCAGCAUGUCCAGACUCCAUGUGAGGUUCCAGCUCCAAGCCCCUGUGAGCCAGUCAGACCAGCAGCAAAGCCCACACAGCUACAACUCCCAGCAGGCCCUGCUUCUCUAUUAGAGAAACGCAAAAGUCUCACCCUCUCUUUAACCCCUUUGGGAAUCUGCCCUCCGUUCCCUGCAAGUGGCAGCCAGCAAGCAAGGGGCACCACCACGUCCAAAACUGUCCACAGUAGGGAGAUGGGAGACAGGCUUGGGGCAAAGAUGCAGAGUAACACUGGCUCCUGCCGGCAGGCAGAGGACACCCACAGGGAGCAGAGCCCCUCCCACAGCAAGUGCAGCAUAGCCGAGGUGAAGGAGCAGGGCCUGCUGUCGCCGUUCAGCUUCACUCUCAACAAGCUGCUGGGCUGGGGGGAGAGGGUGCUGCUGGGAGGGGUCUUUGUCCACCCUGUAAGGAUGGGACAGCCUGCACUGCCACACAGGUGCUGAGGGGGUGGGGCAUGGGGGGCUUGGUGUGUCUGUGCAUGUUUGUCAUAAGGAACCAAACCACACAUGUGAUUCAUACAUACAGGUCUGAUUCUAUUUAUUUAAUUAUUUAUUGCAGAGCUGAAUAUAAGAACUAUACUUGACAAUAAACCUCCACACAAAUGCAUCUUGUCUGUUACACAUUGACACUGGGCAGCUUAUCUGGUCAUUUGUAAGAUGCAGUUAUUUUGAAAGACUUUAAAAGACUUUUGGCACAAUGGCUUGAAAUGUAUUUACUGAUGAUUAAAGAUGACAUUUUAACCCUG